Molecule: messenger RNA, 1919 nt
Organism: Polyodon spathula (Mississippi paddlefish)
Lineage: Eukaryota; Metazoa; Chordata; Actinopteri; Acipenseriformes; Polyodontidae
Product: hypoxanthine-guanine phosphoribosyltransferase-like
Exons: 9
Coding region: 236-883 (215 amino acids)
Biological process (GO): hypoxanthine metabolic process; GMP salvage; guanine salvage
Molecular function (GO): magnesium ion binding; hypoxanthine phosphoribosyltransferase activity
Source: RefSeq, a predicted model, not a curated record
CUGAGUAAAGUGGGUUGCUAAGGAUACAUCAAUUGAUUAGGGCAGAAAGAUUGUGACGUCAAGGUUUAAACCGAGGAAGCUGCGCUUUCUGCAGGUGGUUGCAGCAAACUAUAAACGAAGAGCAGCGAGCGGGUGGUGACCUUUUCGUGUUGCGAAAGGCAUGCAGCUGACUGAAUAUUGUAAUCUGGAAAGCGAAUUUGCUUAACGUAGCCUACCUGUACAGAACAACUCGAAAAUGUCUUCAGGUUUGGAGAUGCCUGAUGAUGAGAAGGGCUAUGACUUGGAUCUGUUCUGCAUACCUAAACACUAUGAAAAUGAUUUAGAACGAGUCUUUAUUCCUCAUGGGCUUAUCAUGGACAGGACUGAGCGUUUGGCCAGAGAUAUCAUGCGUGACUUGGGGGAACAUCAUAUUGUGGCCUUGUGUGUGCUGAAAGGAGGAUAUAAAUUCUUUGCAGACCUGCUAGAUUACAUCAAGGUGCUAAAUCAAAACAACGAUAAAUCUGUGCCAUUGACCGUGGAUUUCAUUAGAUUAAAAAGCUACAGCAAUGAUGGGUGCACAAACAGUGUUAAAAUUAUCGGAGGAGAUGAACUGUCUGCACUCAGUGGAAAAAAUGUCUUAAUAGUUGAGGACAUUGUAGAGACUGGCAAAACCAUGCAGACACUACUAUCUGUUUUAAAUGGUUACAACCCAAAGAUGGUAAAAGUAGUAAGCCUUCUGGUUAAAAGAACUCCAAGAAGCUCAGGCUACAGGCCAGACUAUACAGGAUUUGAAAUUCCUGAUAAAUUUGUAGUGGGAUAUGCCCUGGAUUACAAUGAAUAUUUCAGGGACCUAAGUCAUAUCUGUGUGAUGAGUGAACAAGGCAAACAGAAGUACAAGGUUUAAAAGGACUGGCACAAGGAGUUGACCGCAGCGAGAGCGAGCGCAAGCCAUCUCUGCCGAUGGAACGAAACCUAAAAAAAAGACCUAUUUUUGCUUGAUUUACAUUUGUUGCAUGUUUUUGAUUUCUGUAACGUUUUAUUUUUUUCUACAAGACCCCCAAAGAAAUGAGUGACUAAUGUAUUAUUUUAUAUUUACAAUAUAUGGGAUGAAAGGUUUCCCUUAUCAGGCUGGUACAAAGAUUUUAUUUGUAUAUAUUUGUUUUAUUUAUAGAUUGGGGCAGAUGUUUAGCUGGUUUAGUAAAUUAUUCAAAUAGGGAAAACUACCUUUUUUUUAAUCAUGAACACAAAACAAAAUUAUGCAUUUUUGACUAAUUAAUUAGAACACAUUUUUAGGUAUGUUUGACAUGAGAAAUGUAAUGCUCAGCAUACCUGAAAAAAAUAGUUUGCAAGCAGUGUAUUGUAAUGUUGAAUUGAAUGCAUAUGUUUUGUUUCCCCCCCCAAAGCAGGGAAAGCUGAAUUUGUAUUUAUUUAUUAAUACUUUUCAACGAUAUCAGAUGCAGGAUAUUGGGUACUGCUGUAUUUGCCAUUGUGUUGUAAUGACAACACUGUUAUUUAGUAAAGUCUAAAAUAUAACCUCACUUUCUAUAACUGCACUUGUUUCAUAUUUUCAUUUUACUCAGCUUACAUGAUCUUCAUUGCAUGUCCAUUCAACUGGAAUAUUUCAUUUGAAUCAUUUUUUUUUUUUUAAAUAUUUAGUGAUCAAUUAUUAUUUUUAUGUAUUUUUCCCCUAAUUUGAAAUGUCCAAUUAUGUUUUUUCUCCUCACCGCAGCGAGUCCCCACACAGCAUGGACGUUCUGAGGGCAUAUGAGCAUCCUCUGAUUUCACAAGCCUAAAGUCAGAAUCGCUUUUACACCAAGUAAUCCAGAGGUGGGCGGGUUACCGAUCCUGGAAGGCAGAGAUCAGUCCUGCUUCUUAUCCACUCUGAAUAUGUUUGGAGUCCAGCCAGUAGGGUUCGCUGUUGUGCGAUGAGAAUAAGUCCC